Rotaria socialis is the source of this 1566-nucleotide messenger RNA. The record is from the annotation of a GenBank genome assembly. NCBI's taxonomy places the organism in Eukaryota, Metazoa, Rotifera, Eurotatoria, Philodinida, Philodinidae.
AUGAAUCGUUUUACUGAUUUCGAUCUCGGUACGAAAACACUUUCACCAAUAUAUGGAUAUUAUAGUUGUAAACUUGUCUCUCUGGAACAAUCAUUAAUUGCAAUCCUUCCUUAUAUCGAUCAAUUGUCUCGCUAUAUCAAAGUAGCUAAGCAACAUUGCCAUUUUCCUUCAGAACAUGGUCUCACACGCGAUGAAUCAGCUGCUGUAUAUUUGUACACGAUGGAGUGGGGCAAAGGUAGCUUCUAUCGUGUAUUAAAUCAAGCACUAAGAAGUGAAGACCGAUCUAAACUAAAGCCUUGGUUUCCUUUUCUUAAACUAUUCGAAGUAGCAAUUGAAAAACUACCUUCAGUAAAGAAAGCUAUAUGGCGCGGGGUUCAAAAAGAUCUCAGUGAGAAAUUAAAGAAAGAUCAAAUAUUGACUUGGUGGGCUGUGAAUUCGUGUUCAUCAUCUGUCGAUGUUAUUAAAGGAUUUGUCGAUAUCAAUUCGACUCUUUUCUUGAUUGAAGCAGUUAAUGGAAGGAAUAUUAAAGGCUACACGAACUUUGACAAUGAAGAUGAACUCAUACUGAUGCCAGGCACCCGUCUGCAAGUUGAGAGUAAUGCAUUGAAUCAUCUUGGCGGUCUACACGUAAUACAUUUAAGAGAAUUGAGUGACAAUAGUGACGAGCAAUUAGCAUCAGCUAUUGUACAGGUUCACUUGCCACCAACGGCAUCUGAUGGAACAGCACAACAUUAUAAACCAAAAACUCAAAAUGACUUCAGCAUGAAACCAAAAACAAUGCAAGUAGACAAACACAAAAAAACUUAUCCACCAAAUGGAAACCAACAUCAAUGGGUACCCGUCGCUCCAAACUAUUUACAGGAAUUGAAAACCAGUGUUAAUGAUAGACUAGUGGCAGUAAUGCCGAAUCAGUCCCAGAUAAACAUUACUAAUGUGCCCCUCCUUGCUCGACAAUAUCGCGAUACCAUGAGCUCUCAAUCGUUAUCAGUAAAACCAAAUCGAACUUCAUUCCCGACAGUCUCGCCGAAUCAUGCUCAAACAUAUUCAAAUGCAACAAAUCAUGCCGAACAAUACCCAGUCAUUUCAAAUCAUUCUAUGUCUUCUCAAGUAUACAACCAGAACUUGUCUUAUGUGGCCCCUAACUCCAUCCAAAUUGUUAACUAUCCAGAUGGCAGAUACGAAGGAACUUUUCAAAAUGGUCUUAGGCAGGGGCAUGGAAGUUUUGAUUGUAACAACUGUGGCCAUAAAUAUGUUGGUAGUUGGGUAAACGAUAAACCUAACGGUCAAGGAGUAUCCGUCUGGCCUAAUGGUAGUCGAUAUGACGGAAAUUGGAAAGAUGGCCUGAAGGAUGGAUAUGGUACCUUUCAUUGUGGGGACUGUGGACAUAUAUAUGUGGGUAAUUUUAUUAAGGACCUUAUGCAUGGGCACGGGAUAUUUACAUCUCGCGAAGGUUGGCAAUAUCAAGGAUCUUGGAUGAAUGAUAAGAAACAUGGAUGGGGCACUAUGACAUUUGCCAAUGGUAUGGUAACGAGCGGCAAUUGGUUCAAUGACACGUAUAUGAAUUAA